AUGGACUGGCUUGACAACAAUGUAUCAAAACGUUUGGAGAACAUUUUUGAUGAACUACUCGGCGAAAAUUUCCUUAAUGAAUGUUGUCCUGGUGAAAUGGUGGGGAGCACAUCAGAAAUCAUGGAACCCGGUCAAAAUAUUGAUUUACCCAAUGCAGACAUAAAAGUAGAAGAUGUUCCACUAUCCAUGCUAAACACAGACAUAGACCCAAUUACAGAUGCAAAUACAGUUAAGAUUCCAACUGGAGAAAUGCACUUUUUGGUGCCUAAUGUGGUUGUUAAAUCUAAAGUUGAAGAACAUUCUGAAGACGAAAGUAACUCUUUGGAAAGUUUUAUUAUCAUAGAAGAAGCUGUUGAAGAAGUAACUACAACUUAUGACGAACAAAUUCUUGAAAUUUGCCAUGAAGAUGAUGCCAUGGACUGUCUCGACCAGUAUGAAGAUAUCGGUUAUGAAUCACUUAGCUCUCCGGAAUAUGAUUAUAAAACAAGUAUAAGUACACCACUAAUAUUAACAGAUUUACUUUCAUAA
Macrosiphum euphorbiae (potato aphid) is the source of this 528-nucleotide messenger RNA. The record is from the annotation of a GenBank genome assembly. NCBI's taxonomy places the organism in Eukaryota, Metazoa, Arthropoda, Insecta, Hemiptera, Aphididae.